Messenger RNA from Rhododendron vialii, 1865 nucleotides. RefSeq names its product GATA transcription factor 8-like. Gene Ontology annotation, cellular component: nucleus. The record is from RefSeq and is a predicted model, not a curated record. The transcript has 4 exons. Bases 530 to 1489 code for a protein of 319 amino acids. Gene Ontology annotation, biological process: positive regulation of DNA-templated transcription. Gene Ontology annotation, molecular function: sequence-specific DNA binding; zinc ion binding. NCBI's taxonomy places the organism in Eukaryota, Viridiplantae, Streptophyta, Magnoliopsida, Ericales, Ericaceae.
GGUGUGGGGUUGGGGAGGAGGAAAGACUUGAACAUGACGACAGUUAAGUGCAAGGAGACAGUAAAAGACAGCUAGCAACGAAGGAGGAGGCUCACCUACCGUCUCUCUCUCUCUCUCUCCAUACCCCCAUCUCCCCGUCUCUCUCUCUCUCCUCCCAUUCCCUCCCUUUUUAGUGUUUCUCUCUCUCCCCCCCUGUUCUCCCAUUUCAAACUUCACUCCCAAACCCACCUCUCUCUCUCUCUCUCUCUCUCUCUCUCUCUGUUCUGGGUUCACUAUAUUAUCACCAUUUUUGUUCAACAGUGGUGUAGGGGUCUAGGAGAAUAGGAGUUUUUAGGGUUUAGUGUAAUAUAAAUCAAAGACAGCAAAUAUUUCCAGGAGCUUCGGGCUGGAAUUGUCUCAGGAGGUAGUAGAAUAUUGUUAAUACUUCAGUUCCCAGGUUUUACGGCAUAUCUGCGGAGCUACAUUUCAAGUCCUUCCUUGUCUUUCUACAAACAUAUCCAAGGAAAAUCACCAAGGGGAAAAAGGGAAAAUGGCCGGGACUGAUUUUAACGAGGAGAUAGACUGCGGCAGCUUCUUUGAUCAAUUCGACGACUUGAUCGAAUUCCCCACCGAUGACAAAUGCAACGAUUUUCCGAGCAUUUGGUCGUCGGAGUCUUUCUCGGGUGCGGGUCCGAUUUUCUCCAUCAACAACAGCAGUACCGUGUCAGACCUUUCUGCCGAACUCGCCGUUCCGGUUCCGUACGAAGACGUCGUGCAUCUCGAAUGGCUUUCAAACUUCAUGGAUGAUUCUUUCUCCGAUGGAGGCAUGACCCUCGAGCAACAGAAUUCUACACUCAAGAAGGAGCCCUCUCACAAUCAAUUCAAGACUUCCAGUCCUGUCUCCGUUCUCGAGAGCAGCAGCAGCAGCAGUUCUUCCAGCUCGGGCGAGAAGGCCGUUGUGCCCAUCAGCUCGACUCAACUUGGUCUUCAGCGAGCUCGUAGCAAGCGCCCUCGCCCGGCAGCUUUCAACCCCCGCUCGGCGAUUCAGCUCAUCUCGCCAAACUCCUCGGAAUCCGAGAAUUUUGUGGAGUCCGACCCUAUAAACCAGAUUCCAAAGGCUGCCGCAGCGGAACAUAAGAAGAAAAAGAAAGUGAAAUUGUCGCUUCCUCUGGCUCCUCCUGUUGAGACGAAUCCAACCCACCCGCCAGCGCAAUCUGUUAGGAAAUGCAUGCACUGUCAGAUAACCAAGACGCCGCAGUGGAGGGCUGGUCCAAUGGGCCCGAAAAGCCUCUGCAAUGCUUGCGGGGUCCGGUUCAAGUCGGGCAGGCUAUUCCCUGAAUACCGGCCCGCGGCGAGCCCAACGUUCGUUCCGUCGUUGCACUCCAACUCUCACAAGAAGGUCAUUGAGAUGAGAAGCAAAGGUGGGGAGAAAAGUUCCGCGGUUAUGAAUGCGCCAAGUGUUGAGCCAGAACUCAUCCCAAACAGUUAUCCUUCAGUGGGUUACAAUUGAGCGAUCGGUAUAUCUUGUUACUGCCUUUCUUUACUCCGUCGGUCUUCAUGUUCUCUCUCUUGCUGGUUUGUCCAUUUUCUUAGUUCAUUUGUUCAUUGUACAGAGCUGUGAUGUGGGGGGGGAUAGGAGUUUACUUAGAUGUAGUAGAGAAAAAGGAAUGGAAUGAGAUUAGUGAAACAAGUACUAGCAAUCAAGGCAAUGCUUAGUUUAUUAUGUCUAGGGCUCAGAUUUAGUUAUGCUUAGGGCUUCUGUAUUAAUAGGUUUGGGUCAGUGUCCGCUAUUUAGCUUGUGUUUUUGGUAUUUGUUAUUCUUUUUGCAGUUAAAUUGUAAGUAGGAAUCUGAGACUAGUAAUGGAGUUUUGGUUCAUUUUUAUUCA